AUGUCUUCACACCAAACCGAAACCACUUCUUCUUCCAUCACCCAAGAGAGUGCAAUAUCGGAAAAGCAUGCUGAGGAGUCAUCCUUGCUCGAGAAAUCACCCACUGAGAUGACUCGUGAAGAACUUGUAAAAAUUGCAACUCUUUAUCAACAAGAAAAACGUUUAGCGAUUAAUUCUCAAAAUAUUGCUUCUUCCUCCGAUGAUGUCGGAAACAACAUCCAAAGUACUAGUGCUGAAAAAGAUAAAAAGAAUGGGAAAGAAAAAACAAAGAAAAAGAACCAAAAGAAUGAAAUGGAUUGGUCAAAACAACACAUGGAAUAUAUUGCAUUAAAGAUUGCCUAUCUCGGAUUUAAUUAUCAAGGUCUUGCUCGACAAGCACAUACUACAAACACGAUUGAAUAUCAUUUAUUUGAAGCACUGAAAAAGGUGAAAUUGAUAGAAAGUGAAGAAAAGAGUGAAUAUACACGUUGUGGACGUACGGAUAAGGGCGUCUCUGCAUUGGGUCAAGUCAUUUCAUUUUACGGACGAGCGAGCAAGGAUCCCAAUAAGAGUUUUGAUUACGUGAAAAUGUUAAAUAAUUUAUUACCAGAGGAUAUUAGAGUGUUGGCAUGGUGUCCAGUGACCAAGGAUUUUGAUGCUCGAUUUGGAUGCAUUCAACGAACAUACAAGUACUUUUUCAUCAAACAAAAUUUAAAUAUCGAUAAGAUGAGAGAGGCAGCUGAAAAAUUCAUUGGUGAUCAUGAUUUUAGAAAUUUCUGCAAAAUUAAUGCUGAGGACGUAUCGAAUUUCAGAAGAAAAAUCUUAAAUGUAGAAAUUGUUAAAUCAGAUUUGUUUCAUCAGCAGCAUGGAAGUGACACUUACUACGAUAUGUACGAAAUUGUGGUGUGUGGAUAUUCAUUUUUGUGGCAUCAAAUUAGAUGUAUGGCAGCUGUUCUCUUUUUGGUUGGAGAAGGGAAGGAAGAGCCCAGUAUUGUUUCAGAUUUGCUUGACAUUGAAACAUACAAGGCACGCCCACAGUAUCCAAUCGCAUCAGAGUAUCCUCUAGUAUUGUAUGAUUGUGUGUUUGAGGACUUGAAAUGGGUGCACAGCAAUUUUGAGACUCCAGCUGAGGUGGCUUCUCACUUUUUUGAAAUGUGGAAACAUUGUUCAAUCAAGACGUCCAUGUAUAACAUUUUCUAUCAAGCUGCGAACAAUGCAUUAUUAGAUCGAUCUAAAUUAGAGAGCGACUAUGACAAUCAAGAGAGCAAGUACAUCACCCUGAGAAAUGCUGUUGCCAUCAGACCUCCUAAAGAGAGAGGACCAAAAUAUGUUCGACUGCUGGAACGGCCUACUGCAUUUUCCUAUGAAGAAUGUUUAGAGAGUUUGCAAAAGAAAAAGAAGAAGCAAUAG
Naegleria fowleri is the source of this 1389-nucleotide messenger RNA. RefSeq lists its product as uncharacterized. NCBI's taxonomy places the organism in Eukaryota, Heterolobosea, Eutetramitea, Acrasida, Naegleriidae. Gene Ontology annotation, cellular component: cytoplasm; nucleus. Gene Ontology annotation, biological process: mRNA pseudouridine synthesis; tRNA pseudouridine synthesis. Gene Ontology annotation, molecular function: RNA binding; pseudouridine synthase activity. The transcript has a single exon. The coding region runs from base 1 to 1389 and encodes 462 amino acids. The record is from RefSeq and is a predicted model, not a curated record.